Heterobilharzia americana is the source of this 866-nucleotide messenger RNA. Lineage: Eukaryota; Metazoa; Platyhelminthes; Trematoda; Strigeidida; Schistosomatidae. The record is from the annotation of a GenBank genome assembly.
UACUCACAAGUCAAGAUAGUACUAAUUAGUUUAAGAUGUGAAAGACAUUUGUGAGUAUUCAUCACUUACACAUUUGUUCAAUUUAUAUACCCAAAAAACUACUGUAGCACUUUCAUUUGUCGAAAGAUUAGUGUUGUAGUCACACUAACUGGUUGCCACGGUGUAGUGGGAAAUACUAUAUUCCAUACAUUCUCACUUGUGAACGAAAGGAAGGACACAAUCCAACUCAAUGCUGAUAAUCACUCUACUGUUCCAUAUGUGCGCACUUCCAUUAGCAACAAUGGCCAAUACAACUGCCACUGAUGUCAAUGCAACUGAAUCGGGAAAUAAAUCCACUCUACUGUAUGCAGGAUAUACUCAGCUGGAAUGUUUACGGUUGUACAGUGAAAGACUUCCACUAGGCUACUGGUCUGAUCUAUGCAAUAGCAAUGAGUUACUGUCGCCGUUCCAAGUAUGGACUACACAGUCGAUUUGUGCACCCGGAUACACUUGGUAUAAAAGUCCACGAUAUUGGCUGGCAUAUGAACAACCUCAAUUUGUGGGCGCAUACUUGCUUCUCAGUCCGGGUGCGUGCAUACGAAAUGUGAAACGAUACGGACUACAGUCAGUCGCCUCUGUACUGGAAUGUGUGCAAAUUUCUCUGUUCGGAUACUUCCCUUCGUUGACUUGUCACUACCCACAACAACCCUGGAGAAAGUACAUAAAUUACCAUAUGGGCAUGUUCACACAGAAGCAAGCACUGUGGAGUCAAACUGCAGCGACCAACAACCCCACAGCAUUCAUAGGAACCGUUAGUCUCGCUGAUUUAUCUAGAAACAGUGCGAAUACAAACAGUCUUGAGUAGUGUUUCACUUCUUUGGUUUUCC